Molecule: messenger RNA, 711 nt
Organism: Rotaria socialis
Lineage: Eukaryota; Metazoa; Rotifera; Eurotatoria; Philodinida; Philodinidae
Source: the annotation of a GenBank genome assembly
AUGCAAUCAAAUUCGGAUAAACAAGGUUAUAAUCAACAAGAUAACAGCUAUAAUUUCGAAGGUGCUUAUCAAUCAUAUCAAGGAACGCCGCCACCACCACCUUAUUCAGUAAAUCUUCAACAAACACUUGAUGGAACUGCACAUACAACAUCAAACAAAUCAGAUUUUGAUCGAACACCGUUAUAUCAACAACAGAGUGCUGCUAUCACUCCAGUCAAUCGACCAUUUUGGAAUAAUAAUUUACGAGUACCAAUAACAACGAAUUUAAGAAAUUUUUUGAUUAUUUCUGGUUUCUUUUAUGCUCUAUGGGGUACAAUAGCAUUCAGUUUGCAAACUGCUAUUGUUGUCAAUUCUUAUUCAACAUAUUAUAAUGGUUUUUGGACAGGUAUCUUUUUUAUUGUUGCAGGCAUUCUUAUGACGAUUAUUGGAUUUCAAUCAUCAUAUCCGAUACUUCGCUUAUUACGAUUUUAUAUUGUUAACUUGACACUUUGUGCAUUCGCUUUUAGUUUUUCUAUGAUUAAUUACGCAAUAUCAACUCGAUGUACUUCAAGAACUUCACGUUAUUGUGAUGAUAAUUUAGCAAGUAAUUUAAAAUUUAUGCUUAUGAUUACAUUCAAUAUUGGUCUUAUACAUACUGUAGUAAAUAUGAUAGUAAUUUCUAAGGAACAUAAAAAAAUGUUAACACAAUUCAGUUCAAAUAUUUUAAUUUAA